Molecule: messenger RNA, 4426 nt
Organism: Carassius carassius (crucian carp)
Lineage: Eukaryota; Metazoa; Chordata; Actinopteri; Cypriniformes; Cyprinidae
Product: FERM domain-containing protein 4B-like
Exons: 23
Coding region: 264-3179 (971 amino acids)
Biological process (GO): establishment of epithelial cell polarity
Cellular component (GO): cytoskeleton; bicellular tight junction; adherens junction
Source: RefSeq, a predicted model, not a curated record
CAGCAUCAAUGAGAUUGGUAAUAGCGAGCUGUGUAAGUGAGCGGAGGGCGUGUGUAGGGGAUCCACACACAAACACACACACACACACACUUGUGUGUGUGUGUGAUAGCGGCAUGGCCCCGGUCUGUGUCUUUGUAGCCGGUAAAGGGAAGGCGUGGUGAGUGUCUGCUCGCAGAUGAACUGAUGAGGGAAUGAGGCAGAUGUGCGGCGAAACACCCGACCGCGAGCGUGUGAACUGAACAGGAACGCCCUGAUAAACAGAGAUGACCGAGGGACGGCUCUGCCAGGUGCAGCUCCUGGACGACAGGAAGCUGGAGCUCUUGGUUCAGCCAAAGCUGUUGUCUCAUGAACUGAUGGAUUUGGUCUCGUCCCAUUUUAACCUGAAAGAGAAGGAAUACUUUGGGUUCACCUAUCUGGAUGACACUGGUCAGUGCAAAUGGCUGCAGCUGGACCGCAGAGUGCUGGAACACGACUUCUCCAAGAAAUCCGGGCCAAUUGCGCUUCAUUUCCUGGUGAGGUUCUAUAUUGAGACCAUUUCACUUCUGAAGGAGCACACAACUGUGGAGUUAUUCUUUCUUAAUGCCAAGUCAGCCAUCUAUAAUGGUGACAUUGAGGUGGAGAGUGAGCUGGUUUUUAAAUUAGCUGCUCAUGCACUGCAGGAAUCUAAAGGAGAUUAUACAAGUGAUGAAAACACCAGAGCAGAUCUGAAGAAGCUUCCAGCACUGCCCACUAAAGUCCUGAAGGAGCAUCCGUCUCUAGCAUACUGCGAGGAGCGUGUGAUUGAACACUACAAGCUGUUGAAAGGGCUCUCCAGAGGACAGGCCAUUGUGCAGUAUUUGACCCUGGUGGAGUCACUGCCCACAUAUGGAGUGCAUUAUUAUGAAGUGAAGGAUAAACAAGGACUUCCAUGGUGGCUGGGCAUCAGCUAUAAAGGCAUAGGACAGUAUGACCACCAAGAUAAAGUAAAACCUCGAAAGCUCUUCCAGUGGAAGCAGUUGGAGAACUUAUACUUCAGAGAGAAGAAGUUUGCUGUGGAGGUCAAUGACCCUCACAGGCGAACAGUGACUAAACGCACAUUUGGCCAGACGGGGCUGGUGAUCCACACUUGGUAUGCCAGUCACUCAUUGAUCAAAACCAUCUGGGUCAUGGCCAUCAGCCAACAUCAGUUCUACCUGAACAGGAAACAGAGCAAGGCUAAAAUCACCACAGCCAGGAGUUUAGGAGACAUCGCGGCUGACCUGACAGAGAACGGAGCAUCAAAGAUGAACAAACUGAGCGCCGGAGUCAAAAAUCAGCUCAUCAUGGCCAGUAACGGGAGUUUGGUUUCAACAGGUUCGGCUGACUCUGAAAUGAACGACGACCAGAAAAAAGAGAAACUUGCGGAGCUGAGAAAGAGAGAGAGCGAGAUCCAGGAUAUACUUAGCCAAAAACUGACAGAGCUGAAGGAAAUAUGCCUGCGGGAGGCUAAACUCACUGGCAAACUCCCAAAAGAGUAUCCCCUCAUCAAAGGUGAAACCCCUCCUCAUGUUCGGAGGAGAGUCGGGACGGCCUUCAAAUUGGAUGACCUUUUCCCAUAUAAUGAGGACCCGUACCUCAGAAAUUUGGAGAGCCGCUUUGCAUUGCAGCAGAAAAUCGUGGAGGCGGCCAAGAAACUCGCUGCUGAGCCUGACAUCUCUAAACUAGUGAGGAAAAAAAGGAGGAGGAACUGUCUGGACGCCAUGCAAAAGCUGCAGGAGAUCGAAGAUGAAAUGAACCGAUACAGACUGAAGAAAGGGCAGAAACCCACACAGAGAGCUUCUGUGAUCAUAGCCGAUGAACUGGCUCAGUCUGAGUGCAGCUCCCUGUGUGAAAGUCUUCCUCUAGAUGACGAUGAUGGCCAGAGGCCGCGUUCCCGCUCGGUCCAGUGCUCCCCGUGUCUCAGUCCUCCUCUGUCAUCAUCCGGCCUGGAAUACAACACAGAGAGACGAUCCUCAUCCAGCGACACACACCACGACAGAGAUCUUAACAGAUUAGAUCAUCAGGUCCAAGGCCCAGAACAUUAUUACAUCCCCCGAGAGGUGUUCUCUGCCCAAAGCAGUCCAUGUAAAACAUUACCCAGAAUGCCAAAGGAUCCCCGCAGCUUACCACAAACCCCCGUCAUGCCCCGUAGCGCUUACAGCAACAGCCAACUCAGGUCAGAAGGUCACAUACAUGGUUUCCGGCACCGCAGUGGCAGUUUGGAGUCCCAGUCACAACUUCUCCACUCUAAAUGUGCAAACAAGUCGGCCUUCCCGCUGUCUCCAUCCCGCCGUAGCAACAGCACUGAGGUACUGGAUGACUGCUCGUCCUAUACCAGCAUGUCCAGCAUGGACUACAGUCUCCCCUGCUCGGCCACUCCUCCCCGCCGCAUGCUGGACUCUCAGUCCCAUGACUACCGGCUCCACCGCAAAGUGGAGAUCUACGGCAAUACAGGCAGCAUGCCCAACUUAGUCCCUCAAAGUUCCAGCUGUUAUGGCUACCAGCAGAAUCAUUAUGGCCCCACUGCGUACUAUGUGACUGGGUAUCCCGGCUUCGAAUAUGAGCCUUGUUCCAAUGGAGCGUACGUCUAUGAGAGCGAACUAGAGGGUCACUAUAACAUCAACCCCACUUACCCAGCACAUGGGUACCAGAGUCGUAGUCGGAAUAGGCAUUAUGGAAUAGAGGGCUCGGAUAAUUUGUCACAAAACCCAUACGCCACUGUGAGGCCCCCUAGGGGAAGACAGGGACCCUUGAAUGAAGUGACCAAGAACAUGUACAAAGCUUUGGUGGCGGAGCAUUUAAAGGGAUGGUAUAAUCGCAGUGCUGGGCACAGGGACCCAGGUACAUAUCAGCUGGUGUACACCUACAAAUAUGACCGAGGUUCCCAGCACAGCUUGGGUUACCAGACACUGCCCGCACCCUUCAGCCACUCCAGCCGAACCAACUCUUUCUCCUCAGUGUCGUCUACUGCCAGUGGAGGGGGAAACUGGCAGAAUCAUUUAGCCAUGGGUCUGACUGAUGGUGAACUGCCAGACGGUCCCUUGAGCGCUGGGGCUUACAGUCCUUCAUACAGUCGCAGUCCUACACACAACAGGUUCCCAUCAGAAAGUGCCGCCUCUCACACAUCAGAGCCAAUAGAGGUGUUCGGUGCCAUGGCCAGCUGUUCUGACGCAGACCACUGAAGAGCACACAAGGACAGGGCGUCUUUCACUGAUAUGAUUUGAUUCUGUACACGUCAGAGACUUGCACUGACAGUACUGAUUUAAAAGCUCUUGUUAUGCUCUCUCAAAUCCUCGAGCUUUACUUCUAAACCAGUGAAAGAAACAAUGAAAGAAAUGUUCGAUUUUUACAAGAUGACCUCAACGUCUAGGAAGGGAACGAUCCACAAACGAAGUGUCUUUUUGGAAUAGCUGAUUCCACAGGUCAGUCCCGUCACAGAGCACAUGCUGAUACCACAGAAACACAACUGCUGUAUUGAGGACCAAACCAGAUACCGGCACAACAGAAAGUAGAAGAAAACAGAAGCACCUUACGGACAGAUGUGGAUAACAUGGACCUGAUUCUCUUGUGCCUCAGAAUGGGAUGUGUUCCUGAGAAAAGCUGUGGCCAUGUCUAGCUGAAUAAAUGACACGUUAAAUCCCCAGAACUGUCAGAGCAUCAGUGUUCAUUAGAAAAUAAAUCAACCAAACGAGAUGUGCAUACUUAAAGUGAAUGUCAUUUCACACAGUAGUUUCUGAGAGAGUGAAGAAACUAGCCAUAUCACAUGACCUUUUGGACCUUUUUUUUUUUUUUUUACAUUGUCAGUGAUAGAUUUGAACAUUAAUAUUGAAAUCUAAAAACACUGCAAGAACAAAAAUAAUGUAAAUAUUAUUAUGACUGAGUGGCUGUUUUUUCCCCCACCAUUUAAUUUUUUUAUUUAUUGAGCUGUCCGUGCUUGUAGAAGUGCAUAUAUGCACUCUGAUUGUGUACCAUUACAUGACCAGUGAGUGAUUUGCUUGGUUGAUACUGUAGAUAUUUUGUCCUGCACAAAUCCUGUUAGAACAGCACUUGAUUGAAGUUAAGCUUCGCAAGACUGCCGAUACAAGACCCUGGAAAAACCAGGCGUCAGUUGUUCUGCUCUUUAAAAAAAAAAAGAAUACUGUAAGAAUGUCAAUGUUCUUAAAGGAAUGUUUCGGUUCAGCACAGGUUGAGCUGUGGAACGGCAUCUGAAGAAUGCUGUCGAUUAGUACAUCAUUUGCUCUUUCCUCAGUGUGUGUCAGUGCUCUGCGUGUCCAAACACACACACAUGUACAGAACUGCACUUACAAAGGACGUCUAGGUAAGAUGUUACAGAGAAUGUGUAAAGUUGCACUUAUUUAAUUUUUGUUCUUACAAAUUUGUGCUAUUUGAGCUGUAAAACUGUAAUAAAAUAUAAAUAUUACAUUUUAAA